Messenger RNA from Varanus komodoensis (Komodo dragon), 1058 nucleotides. It is a transcript of the gene SEPTIN4, whose product is annotated as septin 4. The record is from RefSeq and is a predicted model, not a curated record. Gene Ontology annotation, biological process: cytoskeleton-dependent cytokinesis; regulation of exocytosis. The transcript is spliced from 10 exons. Gene Ontology annotation, cellular component: cell division site; septin complex; synaptic vesicle. Gene Ontology annotation, molecular function: GTP binding; GTPase activity; molecular adaptor activity. The coding region runs from base 55 to 1050 and encodes 331 amino acids. NCBI's taxonomy places the organism in Eukaryota, Metazoa, Chordata, Lepidosauria, Squamata, Varanidae.
CUCCCAAACCAGGUCCAUCGGAAGUCUGUUAAGAAAGGAUUUGACUUCACCCUCAUGGUUGCAGGAGAGUCUGGACUGGGGAAAUCCACCCUGGUGAACAGCCUCUUUCUGACGGAUCUGUACAAGGAUCGCAAAUUCCUGAAUGCAGAAGAACGGAUCCUGCAGACGGUGGAGAUCACCAAGCACGUUGUGGACAUUGAGGAGAAAGGCGUGAAGCUCCGCCUGACCAUCGUGGACACGCCUGGCUUUGGGGACGCCGUGAACAACACGGAAUGCUGGAGACCGGUGGCCGACUACAUCGACCAGCAGUUUGAGCAGUACUUCCGGGACGAGAGUGGCCUCAACCGGAAGAACAUCCAGGACAACCGCCUGCACUGCUGCCUCUACUUCAUUUCGCCCUUCGGCCAUGGGCUGCGGCCCCUGGACGUCGAGUUCAUGAAGGCCGUCCACCAGCGCGUGAAUAUCGUUCCCGUCUUGGCUAAAGCAGACACGCUGAUGCCCUGUGAGGUGGAUCGGAUGAAAACCAAGAUCCGUGAUGAAAUCGAUCAGUUUGGGAUCCGGAUCUACCAGUUCCCGGACUGCGAUUCAGACGAAGACGAGGACUUCAAGCUGCAGGACCAAGCCCUCAAGGAGAGCAUCCCUUUUGCUGUGAUCGGCAGCAACACGGUGGUGGAGGCCAAGGGCCGUCGGAUCCGUGGGCGGCUGUACCCGUGGGGUGUUGUGGAAGUGGAGAACCCCGCGCACUGUGACUUCGUCAAGCUGCGCACCAUGCUGGUGAGGACCCACAUGCAGGACCUGAAGGACGUGACGCGGGAGACGCACUACGAGAACUACCGGGCGCAGUGCAUCCAGAGCAUGACCCGCCUGGUGGUGAAGGAGCGCAACCGCAACAAACUAACCAGGGAAAGUGGGACGGACUUCCCCAUACCGGCUAUCCCGCCCCUGCCAGACAAUGAGACGGAGAAGCUGAUCCGGGAGAAGGACGAGGAGUUGCGGCGGAUGCAGGAGAUGCUGGAGAAGAUCCAGCGGCAAAUGGAAGACUCUCACUAGCCGCCUGC